AUAAAACGCCGAACCGACGUCCGGCCCGGGUCCCUCAGUCCUGGGAGCGAAUACUGACAGAGCAGCAGCGCUCUUUUUUUAUCAGGAAGAAGGCGUGGGAGCCCAGCGAAGGAUAUAAGCCCCUGGACCAUCAUGAGAGGCCUGAUUUUCCUGCUCGCCACAGCGGUGACCUGUAGAGCCGCGUACGUCGGUCCAUCCCCGUACGGGAGUCCCUUGGUCCACCCCCAGUCCCAGCAGAUCGCCCCGAGCUUCGCGCCACCGGCUCCGGUCGGCGAGGACGGAAACGUCAUCGACACGCCGGAAGUGGCACAGGCGAAGGCCGCGCACUUUGCCGAAUUCGCGAGGGCCGCCGCCCGCGCGGUCCAGGACGAGAAGAAUCAGCAACAGCCGUCCGGUUACAAUCCGCACGUCUCGUCUCCGACUUACAGCUACCCAGCGGCCGUUCAACCUACGGCAGUGCCCUAUCAGAGACAGGCCGGCGAUUAUCAGCGACCUACUCCGAUCUAUCAGACGGUGAAUCAUGUGCCGGCGCCGCCAGUCUACGCGCCGGUCAGCUAUCAGCAUCUCCAGCAAUACGACGCUCGGGCAAAUUUCGUGGACCAGAAGGGUUACGCGCUACCCGCCAAGACCACUACCUUCGUGCCGGCGCCGUUAGCCGAGGACGGGACGGUCGUAGACACACCGGAAGUGGCAGCCCUGAAGGCUGCCAGACUGGCCGAGCUCGCCGAGGCCGAGGCUCGGGCCUACAAGCACGCGAGCGCUCAUCCGAACGAGGACCAGGGUCAAGCUUAUUCUGGAUCGCCGGCCGGUCCCGCUCCCGUCAACUACAAUUCUAAUCUAGGACAUUACGGUGCUUCCCAACAAUUUUCAGGAUCCUCGUAUCCUGGAACUCAGCCUUACGCCACGCAACAAGCGUACAAUCCGUCGUCGGGUUACCAGCCUCAGCGUUAUCAGUCCCAGCGUCUGAUAGGAACCUACUGAUCUUGGCGCGAAUCUGUACAUACUCUAGAUUAAUAAAUUGUUUUCCUCUUCUCUCUAUGGACUUUUAUUUUAGAUUCACCUUUUUAAUCACUUUUUUCUUACGAUAUGUUCAUUGCAAAUACUUGUAUUGUGCCUUUUCUUCAAACACCCGAUAAUUGUGAUAUAUAAAGACUGCUGAAUAAAGAUUUGAUGG
Formica exsecta is the source of this 1174-nucleotide messenger RNA. Its product is annotated as pupal cuticle protein-like. The record is from RefSeq and is a predicted model, not a curated record. NCBI's taxonomy places the organism in Eukaryota, Metazoa, Arthropoda, Insecta, Hymenoptera, Formicidae. The transcript has 3 exons. Bases 133 to 981 code for a protein of 282 amino acids.